AUGACUCGGACAGGGAGGACAUACGUUGGCAGCCCUAAGGUUUUCGACAUGCCAGAGAAUGUUUCGUUCUCCAGGAACCGCACGGUUCUGGACGCGCGGCCGGGGACGCGUCCCGCGUGGGCUAUCACGGUACUGGCCAGCGUGCUGAUCUUCACCACGGUGGUGGAUGUCUUGGGCAACUUGCUGGUUAUCAUUUCAGUGCUUAGGAACCGGAAACUUAGAAAUGCGGGGAACGUGUUUCUGGUGAGCCUGGCCUUUGCUGACCUGGUGGUGGCCUUCUACCCCUACCCCCUGGUGCUCUACGCCAUCUUCCAUGACGGCUGGUCGCUGGGAGAGACACAGUGCAAAGUCAGUGGUUUCCUGAUGGGCCUGAGCGUCAUCGGCUCCAUCUUCAACAUCACCGGCAUCGCCAUCAACCGCUACUGCUACAUCUGUCACAGCUUUGCUUAUGAUAAGCUCUACAGCUAUCGCAACACCCUCCUACUGGUGGGGCUCAUCUGGCUCCUCACCAUCCUGGCCAUCAUACCAAACUUUUUUGUAGGGUCACUCCAGUACGACCCCAGGGUAUAUUCGUGUACCUUUGCUCAGGCCGUCAGUACAUCGUACACCAUCACUGUGGUGGUGAUUCAUUUCUUCGUGCCCAUCGCUGUGGUUACCUUCUGCUACCUGAGGAUCUGGAUCCUGGUCAUCCAGGUGAGGAGGAAGGUGAAGUCAGAGGUGAAGUCUCGACUCAAACCCAGCGACAUGCGCAACUUCAUCACCAUGUUUGUGGUGUUCGUGCUCUUCGCCAUCUGCUGGGCGCCGCUCAACUUCAUUGGGCUGGCUGUGGCCAUCGACCCGGAGACGGUGGCGCCACGGAUCCCCGAGUGGCUGUUCGUGGUCAGCUACUUCAUGGCGUACUUCAACAGUUGCCUUAACGCCAUCAUCUACGGCCUGCUCAACCAGAACUUCCGUAAGGAAUACAAACGGAUUAUCAUGGCCAUGUGGAUGCCUGGUCUGUUCUUCCAGGAGGCGUCACAGGGGGGUACAGAGGGUAUGAGGAGCAAGCACUCGCCCAGACUGGGACUCAACAACAACGAUCACAUCAAAGGAGAGGCUUUGUGA
Salvelinus namaycush (lake trout) is the source of this 1104-nucleotide messenger RNA. Its product is annotated as melatonin receptor type 1B-B-like. The transcript is spliced from 3 exons. Lineage: Eukaryota; Metazoa; Chordata; Actinopteri; Salmoniformes; Salmonidae. Gene Ontology annotation, cellular component: membrane. Bases 1 to 1104 code for a protein of 367 amino acids. Gene Ontology annotation, molecular function: melatonin receptor activity. Gene Ontology annotation, biological process: G protein-coupled receptor signaling pathway. The record is from RefSeq and is a predicted model, not a curated record.